GGGCCAGCCUGCCUCCUCCUACCCCUCCUCUUCACUGGUCCCAGUUCAUUCAGAAGCAAGGGAACAAGGCUGAUCACACUUCCAAGAAUGGAAAACUCAAGUAUCAGUGUAAUGGAUUUAUCUAACUCUUCCCUGUGGAACUUUGAAAGCUCUUCUUUGGAGAUGGCAACCACUGAUACUAUAGCAGAUGAAAGGACAGAACCCAACAGCAUGGCAGUGAUGCUUCAGAGAGCUCUAGCUGAACCAUUAGCCACUUCUGCUCCAUUCUGGGAUAGCCCACUGAACCAUUUCUUGAGUGUGUUUGUUGGGGUGGCUCUGUGUGUCACCAUGUUGGGCCUGGGCUGUACAGUGGAGGUCAGCCAGAUAGGAGAACAUCUCAGAAGACCCAUUGGAGCCCUACUAGCACUCAUCUGUCAGUUUGUUCUCAUGCCACUGGUGGCUUUUCUGUUGGCUCUGAUCUUUUCUCUCAAUGAAGUUGCUGCUAUUGCUGUACUACUGUGUGGCUGCUGUCCUGGCGGAAACCUCUCCAACAUCAUGUCACUUCUGGUGAAUGGAGAUAUGAAUCUCAGCAUCAUCAUGACAACGUCCUCUACAAUUCUAGCUUUGAUAUUAAUGCCACUGUGCCUGUGGAUCUACAGCAGGCCCUGGAUUAACACAACACUGGUCCAAUUUCUUCCAUUUGGAGCCAUGAGCCUGACCCUUUGUAGCACUCUUCUGCCUAUUGGCCUAGGGGUUUUUAUACGUUAUCGGUACAAUAGGAUUGCUGAUGUUGUGCUUAAGGUCUCUCUCUGGUCUCUGCUGGUUACUCUGCUUCUCUUGUUCAUCCUUACUGGAGCCAUGUUGGGCCCGGAACUACUGGCUACAAUUCCACCCGCUGUGUAUAUCGUGGCAGUGAUUAUGCCUUUGAUAGGCUAUGCCAUGGGAUAUGGCUUAGCCACUUUAUUCAAUCUGCCUCCUAAUUGUAGGAGAACUGUGUCUCUGGAGACCGGCUGUCAGAAUGUCCAGCUGUGCACAGCCCUCCUAAAACUGGCCUUCCCUGCUCAUCUAAUAGGCAGUAUGUACAUGUUCCCAUUACUGUACGCUCUAUUCCAAGCUGCAGAGGCUGGUAUUUAUGUCUUGGUCUACAAACUCUAUAGGAAGGAUGUUCUCCAUAAACCUGAGCCAUCUGAAGAUGAAGACACAGAUAUCUCAUAUAAAAAAACUGAAAGAGGAAGAGAUCCCUGAAAUAUCUUAUGGAACAGUCAACAGUGAAGAGCAAAAUUCUAUGCCAUACCAGCCCACACUGGAACUGCAUUAA
Staurois parvus is the source of this 1297-nucleotide messenger RNA. NCBI's taxonomy places the organism in Eukaryota, Metazoa, Chordata, Amphibia, Anura, Ranidae. The record is from the annotation of a GenBank genome assembly.